AUGUCGUUGAUGGCCACCAAGCUCGUCAACACCGCCGAGGUCGCCUCGUCGGACGCGCAAACCCUAGUCGCGGACAUGCGGAAGGCAAUCAGCACCAUGAAAUCCCUCGCCGUAGACUUCGAGAGGGACGGCAAGUCCGACAAGGUGAAGAAGCUUGAGGAGAUGGUUCUGGAGAUGGUGGCUUCGUACGAGGACUGCGCGGCCAUGGCCCAGGCGAUUAAGGCGGUGCCUGGAGUGUAUCAGCCGUCUGAUCAGCCAACGGAUUUCAAAACAUUGAUCGAGGUGGAGGUUAGCAAGAUUAAGGGAGCGUCAUCAGCAUCACAACAGAACCACCCACUCUUUCGGCAGUUCAGGGAGACUGUCUGGAAUGUUCACCAUGCUGGUCAACCUAUGCCUGGUGAGGAACAGGAGGACAUUGUCAUGACUAGCACUCAGAUGAGCAUCUUAAAUGUCACAUGCCCAUUAACAGGAAAGCCUGUGAUUGAAUUGAUAGAUCCAGUUCGCUGGUAUGAGUAUAAUUCUAUUCUGUACUUCUGUAUCUCGUUGAACAUUCUUCGUGGGGUUUUCUAA
Molecule: messenger RNA, 570 nt
Organism: Miscanthus lutarioriparius
Lineage: Eukaryota; Viridiplantae; Streptophyta; Magnoliopsida; Poales; Poaceae
Source: the annotation of a GenBank genome assembly